GAUUCGCGGCAUGUCGCUGCCUUGCACACUUGCAAGAUUUACUCGCCACUUAUCACUGAAUCAGGGAUUACGUUACAUCUUAAAUGCACGUCCAGGAUAUGACUUUCCACCUAUGUGUGAUGUCGUCGUUGUUGGCGGAGGUAUCGUUGGAAGCGCAACAGCUCGACAACUCAAGAUUGAUUAUCCAGACCUGAGGAUAUGCAUGGUUGAAAAAGAAAGCGCACUAGCUAAACACCAAAGCGGCAACAAUGGCGGUGUCAUUCAUUCUGGGAUUUUCUACAAACCUGGAAGUCUUAAAGCUAAGCUCUGUAUUGAAGGUAACGAACUUGUUUAUAAAUUUCUUGCCGAGAAUAAAAUUCCGCAUAAGAAAGUAGGCAAAUUAGUAGUAGCUGUUGAUCAGCAAGAAGUUUCAAGAUUAGAAGAACUCUGUCGAGCAGCAGUAAAAAAUGGUUGCAAAGACAUCAAAAUGAUCGACCAGACGCAGAUCCAAGAGAUACAACCACAUUGCAGAGGAUUGAAAGCUAUAUGGUCUCCAAACACGGGAGUGGUUGAUUGGGCGGAAGUAUCCAAUGCAUUUGUCACCGAUUUUGAAAAACGGGGAGGAACGGUUUAUGUAAAUUAUGAUGUAAAAAGCAUAACUCCAUCAACUCAUCCGCGUUUUCCCAUUUCAGUCCGUUCAGAUUGGAAAUGCGCACAAAUUUACACAAAAUUUGUGGUCACUUGUGGUGGUUUGCAUUCGGAUAAGUUAGCCCAAAUGAGUGGUUGUAGCCCGUCUCCCAAAGUUCUACCUUUUCGAGGAGACUAUUCGCUUUUAAAGCCUGAGAAAAAGAGUCUCAUCAAAACAAACAUCUAUCCCGUACCUGAUCCUCAUUCACCUUUUCACGGAGGCCAUCUCACUCCUAGAGUAAAUGGAGAUGUUUGGAUUGGCCCUAAUAUUAGACUAGCUAGCAGUUUCAUGGAAUUACCGGAGCUUUUGCAACAUAAAGGAAUGCGAAAGUUAUCAAACAAACAUGGUCUGCGAAAAUUAUACAGUGGAACAUCUACUGGUGAUCAGAUGCAACAUUUACAACGUAUCAUGCCAGACUUGAAGAAAAGCGAUGCGAAAAGAGGCCCCAGUAAUGAAGUAGCUGAAGCGGUGGACGAUAAUGGUAAUAUCGUAGACGAUUUUGUGUUUGACAGCGGCAAUGGACCGUUAUCAAAGCGUGUGCUACACGUUCGCAACGCUCCAUCACCAGGCGCCACCUCUAGUAUGGCCAUAGCUAGAAUGAUAUCCAAGGAAAUUAAAUCGCGAAUUGAUCUGUGAUUCUAUAAUGCUUCUUUUUACAUUCCAUAUGAUAAUGACUACUUUGACUAAACUCAAAGCUACAUGGUGAUGAAAUGUUAAAAGAAUUUGUGUAGCUACUUCAAUAAUAACUAACAAAGCUGCUUCCCAUAUUAAUGACUGACCUAUUCUUAAUC
Molecule: messenger RNA, 1458 nt
Organism: Cylicocyclus nassatus
Lineage: Eukaryota; Metazoa; Nematoda; Chromadorea; Rhabditida; Strongylidae
Source: the annotation of a GenBank genome assembly